Erigeron canadensis is the source of this 3560-nucleotide messenger RNA. RefSeq names its product SUPPRESSOR OF ABI3-5. The coding region runs from base 351 to 3407 and encodes 1018 amino acids. The transcript has 16 exons. Gene Ontology annotation, biological process: mRNA splicing, via spliceosome. Gene Ontology annotation, molecular function: RNA binding. Gene Ontology annotation, cellular component: nucleus. Lineage: Eukaryota; Viridiplantae; Streptophyta; Magnoliopsida; Asterales; Asteraceae. The record is from RefSeq and is a predicted model, not a curated record.
AAACCUAAUUACAGAAACAGGGUUUCUUGCCUGCAUCAUCAAUAUACAUACGAACAUUGAUUUAUAUUCACAUUCAUAUAAUCAUAUCCAUAUAAUAAACAACGUAUACACAAAAAGAUCAAUUUGAAUUCAAAAGCGCCUAGGUCUUUAAUUGAAUCUUCUUCUCAUCUUAUUUUCUUUUAAUCUCCAAUUUUAUAUACUUUUAUUUAUUAUUCCAUUAUAUCAUACACAGUCUGCUUCGUUAUCGUCUAUCUGCUGUAUCCACCGGCGAUCCAAUCAACCGAAAAAAAUUUUAUACAGUAAGAGAGCAUCAAGAGCUUUGCAGGGGUAACUUUGACUGGUCAUUCGAAAUGGAUCCGGGUCGCUAUGGUCUUCAGCAUGGAUGGGAAAAUAACAGCGCCCUCGAUCGGUAUGGUGCAGUUCAUGAACCAAAUUUUCGGGAGGUUGAUACAUACGAUGAUAGGAGAUAUUUAGAUGAACGAAUUCCAAGAGAUGACAUCUAUUCUAGAAACACAUUCCAACGAGAUGAAUUGGAGAGGGAGAACUAUCCUCUUCCUCCGCCGGCUGUUGGAGGCUGGCCCCAAGCAAGAAGACGAAUGUAUGAGGAUGAAUAUCCGCUUGAUAGGGAUUCAAGGCGCCACUUUGAUCCAUAUCCUGAAAUGAAUACGGGUCGUGAAGCUGGAAAAUAUCGUGAGAAUGAUUACUACGAUGGUCAUGAAUAUGAGAGAUCACAUAGAUAUGGUGGACGGGAUCGUGAUGAAUAUGCAUAUGAUGAUUAUGACUAUAAGCCUCGUGUUUCUCAUAGUAGGGAGGACAGCCGUGAGGGAGAUUAUGAUCAUGGGAGGCACAGCUAUGAUUCUGAUAAUGACAGAGGUGGCAGACGGGAGGGUAGUUGGCGAAGACGUGAUUCCCGUGAUCGAGAACGGGACAGGAAAGGUCUGAGUCGAGAACGAGACCAAAGUCCAUACACAAGGCAUGAACGUUCCAGGUCUCGUGGUAAUGAUGACCGUGUUAGGUCUAGAUCUCCCCGAAGUCGUAGUCAUGGGCGAAGUUACCGAGAGGACAGUUACGAUGAUGAUAGAUAUGACAGGUCAGAUAGAAGAAGAGAUCGUGAUGAAAAACGUCAUGACCAUUAUUCUUCGGCUCCAUCUGCUACUGUUGUUGUGAAGGGUCUUUCCCAAAUGACAACCGAAGAAGAUUUGUAUCAAAUACUUGCUGAAUGGGGACCACUUCGCCAUGUUCGUGUCAUCAAGGAGAGAAAUUCUGGCGCUUCUCGUGGAUUUGCAUUUAUAGAUUUCCCUUCCAUGGGAUCUGCACGUUCAAUGAUGGAGAAGGUUGGAGAUGAGGGCCUUGUUGUGGAUGGUAGGAAGCUAUUCUUUGAGUACAGUAAACCAACUGGUGGACACUUUGGGUCAGACGGGCCAUCAAGGUCAGGACCUAUGAACCACAAAAGUACCACACUUCUAUCUGAUUGGAUGUGUACAAUAUGUGGAUGCGUUAAUUUUGCGCGGAGGACAUCUUGCUUUCAGUGUAAUGAAGCUAGGACAGACGAUGCUCCUCCAGCAGACAUGACAUCAUCAAAUUCUGCUUCAUUUGGUAAGAAAGGGGAGACAGGUCCCACCCAUGUUUUGGUUGUGAGAGGAUUGGACGAAAAUGCUGACGAGGAAAUGCUUCGGUACGAGUUUUCUAAGCAUGCUCCAAUUAAGGAUCUUCGACUUGUCAGAGACAAAUUUACUCAUGUUUCAAGGGGAUUUGCAUUCCUACAUUUUCAUUCUGUUGCUGAUGCCACUAAAUCUCUCGAGGCAACAAAUGGGACAACUUUGGAAAAAAAUGGCCAAAUUUUGCGAGUGGCAUAUGCAAAAAGCAUUCUUGGGCCAGGAUCUGGUGCAUCCUCUUCUCAAUCAAGCAGUCUUGCCGCCGCGGCGAUUGAGGCUGCAGCAUUUUCUCAGCAGUAUGAUGCUGUUGGAUGGGCCCCAAAAGAGUAUAAUCCAGAUGACAAACAACCUAAUGACAAUCAAGAACAGGGUGGAGAUCCAAAGGAUGCUUUAGCUCCACAGUCUGGUUUUGUGUGGGAUGAAGCAUCUGGCUAUUACUACGAUGCUGCUUCUGGGUUCUAUUAUGAUGGAAAUACAGGUCUGUACUAUGAUGGUAAUAAUGGAAUAUGGUAUACUUUUGAUAACCAAAGUCAACAAUAUGUCGCAUGUAAUGAUCAAAAUGGUAUAGCACCUGGAAAAGAGACGGAACCUUCAAAAGCAUCUGAUGCUUCCAAUACUAGAAAAGUGGUUAUAUCUGCACCAGCUGCUACAAUAACAUCAAAUGACAAAACUACUUCCUUACCGGAUGCUGUUCAGGCUGCUGCUGCAGCAGCCAUAGCAGCAGAAAAAAAGGAGAAAGAAAAAAUGAAAGAAAUAAGGCUCGCUUCAAAGAGUAGCAUACUGGCCAGCAAGAAGAAAAUGAGUAACGUAUUGUCCAUGUGGAAGCAAAGGAGUCACGAGAGUCAAGCACCACGAGUAGCUCUUGAUGACAACCAGCCAUCUGCUUCCGCAGAAGAAAAAUCUAACCCUGUUGUACCAUUAACAAAGGGCAAAGUAGUAAAAGACAACAUAGGUCCAGCAAUUUCUGUGAACACUUCUAUUCAGGUGGUUAGCCUAGAUUCACAAGAUAUGCCCAGGCCUGCAGGUAACAUAUCUGGAGGAACUCUAAGAGGCGUAAUUAGGGGAUCUGGUAGAGGAGUGGUGAAAUCAGAUACUGGUUAUGUGGGAUCAUCGACGAAUGUGCCUAUGGGAUCAUCAAUGGUCACAGAAGUACGCAAUUCUGCAGUGCCCUUCAGGACAGAUGCAUCUGCUCUAGGUUCUUACACACCACCAGCACCUUCUGUUAGUGGUAAGAGACGGUUUUCUGAGUUGCCUGCGCAGUCAGCAUCUUCCAUCAAAGAGCAGCCUCAUACUACCUAUCGGGAUCGAGCUGCAGAACGGAGGAGUUUAUAUGGUUCAUCUUCUUUUGGGGAUGGUCUAUCUGAUUUAGGGGCUGGGGAUCCAAAUCGAGAUUUGGGAUUGAAAAGGGGUGGGAUGGAUUCUAUGCCUUUCCCUCCUGGUGUUGGAGGACGUGGAGCCGGAGAGGGCAAUAGCAGUAGCCAAAGCUAUGAGGUAAUUACAGCCGAGAAGGCAAUUGAUGAGACUAAUGUUGGCAAUCGGAUGCUUCGCAACAUGGGUUGGCAAGAAGGCUUGGGGCUAGGAAAAGAUGGGAGUGGCAUGGUUGAGCCUGUGCAAGCGCAAGCAACAGAAAAGAGAGCAGGACUUGGAAGUCAGCCCAAAAAGUUGGAUCCUAGUCUUGAGGUGCAAGCUGGUGAUAGCUACCGAACUUUGAUUCAAAAGAAAGCUCUUGCUAGAUUUCGAGAAAUGUCAUAGGUAGGGAAAUAAGAUGGAAGAUAUUUUGAUGGUUUAGAAUGGUAAAUGAGUAGGAUUGAAGCCUCUUCUAGGCUAUUCGUAGCCAAUGAUAUUUUUGCAAUAAUUGUCUAUGUUGAUCGAGUUAUGAAUCAAGAUUACCCUCUUUAUUUGCAA